AUGACUGCAGCUUGCCGGGGCCUGCUGCUGCCUGCAGUGCUCAAGAACGGCACCAGCGGUGCAGAGCGUUCCCUCCCAGGGGCAGCUGUCGCGCAGCUUCUUGCGCCGAGGAAGCUUGUUACAAUGCUGACCGGCUGCCCCGAGCUGGCAGCUGCAGCACUGCCAGUCGAGGAUGUCUCCUCAGCACCGGCCAUCAAUCAACAUGGGCGCGUCUGGCUCAGCGUUCCUCUCGCCUUGGCCCCGCCCCGCAUUGGUGUCACUGACCCCGGAAGGACCGAGUCGGCCGAGGCACAGGUAGUCUUCUUGAAGUCGGAGGAGACAGGGGAGCAGCGCAAGCUUAAGCUACAUGACUUACAGCCAGACGGGACUGGCAGACUGGACUGGGCUGCUGCGAAAGAGGCUUUUGGUGCCGACCUACUUGAAAUUGAAGACGAGGGAACACCGGGGCUCCUACAAGAAGGCGGCAGGAAAGGACUGACCAGAGACACCUACAAGCCUGGGGAGAACAUAUUGGUCAUCGUCGCUCGCAGAGCCCAAGACUUGGCACGCCCUUUGCUUGCUGAGACUGCAUCGUACACAUCUGUUGCCAAGAGGUGGAAAGAGGAAGGAAGGGUGGUUUUGCAGACAUACCUGCACCAGGACGAGGGAGAAUUCGAUGAUUUUUGGUUGGAGAAAGGAGCAGAGCUGCAAAGGCUGGCAUUCACAGCAGAGGUGUGCGAGAUCGAGACUGGCAAUGACGUACCGUACGAGGAUGGGGCAGCGAUCUUGGCCGGUAUCUGGCAGCACGUUAGCAUUCCACCAGGGAGGCGUUCAGAAGCAAGUUUUUUCAUAGCCAAGGCAGCGCACCCAGGCCAGACACGUCCAGACGUGGCCUUUCUUGGCUACAACACCGCGCUCAUCGAUCGCGCUGAGAGGGCGCGCAAGGCAAGGAAGGUGGAUACCUUCAUCUUGCCUGGAGGCGUCACAGACAACCGGCUCAUCCGCUGUGCCAUAGUCACGGCGAGCAACGAUGGCGCCAUGCAAAAGAUGGUUGCAAACAGGAAUCUCCUGCCAUUGAUGCGUGAGGACUUGCCUACCUCGGGCCGGAAUGCCAUCGACACCUCGUCUGCUGGCUUCAAGGAGCUCACGUUCCUUCUUUGGAGCGCGGAGCGGGAAGAUCUGCGGCUGCGGGCUGCUGCGGAGAGCAACAUGUCUUGUGAAGGCCCAGGCACCAGGCGCAUCUCCGUCCUUGCCAGCGAUGGCGCCAGCGUGGAAGCCGAUGUCCACGCAGUUCUGUCCCCUCCUGGACUGGGCGGUGCUGUGUUUUCCGGCAGUUUGCCGGCCUCUUCUGUGCCAGUGAUCGUCAAGGCCGGCCCUGCAGCAGGCAUUGUGCUUGCAGCCGAGGCGCUGUGCCUGGAGCCCGAGCAAUUCACCCAGGUGCCGCGUGAGGCGGAAGCCCUGAGGCGGCUUGGGAGUCACAGGCACUCAUCUCUGCCACAGCUGCUGCAUUUCGGUCAUUGCAUGGGUGCCUCGGGGCCCAUCCCGGUCCUCAUCACCAGAAAAUAUGGCGACACCAUUCUCCUGCCUGGAGGCCGGCUGCCUCGUCUUCCGCACCACGAACUGUUCUUCAUGGCUGCAGACGUGCUCAGUGGCAUCCUGGUCUUGCAGGAUCAUGGCAUCAAGCACAGUGAUGUGCAUCCACGCAACAUCGGCCAGUACGAGUCGAGCUCCACCCAGGACAGGGAGCGCUUCUACCUUUUCGACCUGGGGGCGGCAGUGCUUGAUGCAGAGCUGGCACCGCCGCGCAGCCCCCCUUGCAGCCCCCGCUUCAGCAGCCUGGACGUCAUCAAGGGGUGCCCCCCCGGCGCGCUGAGCGACGUGGAGUCGCUGGUGUAUUGUGUGCUCGCACUCUCGGGCGCCGGUCUUCCCUGGGAUGCCGCAGCGGCCAAAGGUGACCGGAUGGUCUGCAUCACGGCGCGAGUGUCGAUGAUGGCGGAUCCAAGCGAGUCCGGCGCGCUCUCGGCCCUUCCCGAGGUGCUGGAGUGCUUCUGCCAGCAGGUGCUGCGUGCAUCUUUCGACGGCCAGCGCGACACCAAGCCGAGCCUGCAGAGCUGGAUGCACAGACUGCGCAAGGCUGGCCUGAGCAGGCGUGCUGGACGCGGUGUUCCUCGGCCAUCAUUCCCUGCAAAGAGCAUCAGCAGGCCUUUAAGCGUGCAUUAG
Molecule: messenger RNA, 2199 nt
Organism: Coccomyxa subellipsoidea C-169
Lineage: Eukaryota; Viridiplantae; Chlorophyta; Trebouxiophyceae; Coccomyxaceae
Exons: 13
Coding region: 1-2199 (732 amino acids)
Biological process (GO): protein phosphorylation
Molecular function (GO): ATP binding; protein kinase activity
Source: RefSeq, a predicted model, not a curated record